UCUUGACCGAUCUUCCUUUCUUUCUUUUCACAACCUUUACCUUUCUUCUCUCCAAUUACACCCCCCGACUGCGGCAUAAUAAUUCGUUGCCAGCUUUGCUCUUUCAUCCAGUUUUGAUUCCGAAUCCCAGCUUUCCGCCUCGUGUCUUACAUUCGAUUCGUCGCAUCUUUUGCUGUGAAUCUGCCUUGGCAAUAGCUGCCGUUGGCCCCCACCACUGCUAGAGAGAAAGCACACCGACAAGCUCAUCAUCAUGGUCAAGGAGACCAAGCUUUACGAUACCUUGAGUAUCAAACCCGACACAUCGCAGGACGAGAUUAAAAAGGCAUACAGAAAAGCUGCUUUGAAAUGGCACCCUGACAAGAACAAGGACAACCCCAACGCCGCGGAAAAGUUCAAGGAGUGCUCGCAAGCCUACGAAAUCCUGUCCGACCCGGAGAAGCGCAAGAUCUACGACCAGUAUGGCCUCGAGUUCCUGCUGCGGGGUGGUGCCCCUCCACCCGAAGGAGGUCCAGGGCCCAACGCAUACCCGGGAGCAGGCGGCAUGCCUGGCGGCUUCAGCGGCUUCGACUUCGGAGGAGGUAUGCCGGGAGGUACUAGAACCUUCCACUUCAGCACGGGCGGCAACGCCAAGGGUUACAACUUUAUGAACCCCGAGGAUCUAUUUGCAGAGUUCAAGCGCAGUGGAGGCAUGCAUACCGGCGGCCCCGACGAUGACGACUUUGGUGGCUUCUUUGGUUCUUCGUUCGGUCCUGGUGCAGGCGGCCCGCGGUCAGGUCGGACAAGGACGAGAUCCGGGUUCGCUGAAUCACAGCCCAGAAACCGUGAGCCAACGCCCGAGAUUACCACUGUUGAGCGGCCAUUAGCUCUCACUCUUGAGGAGCUGUACAAUGGAACUACAAAGAAGAUGAAGAUUAAGCGCAAGACGUUUGAUGAAUCAGGCAAGCGCGUGCAGACAGACCAAAUUUUGGAAGUGCCCAUUAAGCCGGGGCUCAAGAAGGGUUCCAAGAUCAAGUUUAACGGAGUUGGUGACCAGGUGGAGGGUGGUAGACAAGAUUUACACUUUAUUGUUGAAGAGAAAGAGCAUCCCUUGUUCAAGCGAGAGGAUAAUGACAUUGUACACACCGUCACCUUGGAGCUCAAAGAGGCGUUGACUGGAUGGAAGCGUGUAGUCGCUACAAUCGACGGCAAGCAGAUCAGCAUAGACAAGGGCGGUCCAACGCAACCCGGAAGCGAAGAUCGGUAUCCGGGAUUGGGCAUGCCCAUGACAAAGAAGCCCGGACAACGCGGCGAUUUUAUCGUCCGCUACAAGGUCAACUUCCCAUCAAGCUUGACGCCGGAGCAAAAGACGCAGCUCAAGGAAAUUUUGUAAGAUUGGAAUUGGACGCUCAAUAGGCGCUUCUUGCAACGCUUGAAACAAUCGAAAAAAAAAAAGGGAAAAAGAAAUUACCACACAUAACGACAGAGGGCUUGGUAUGCGGGACAUGAACAGGACCUCGGGAGCCGAGCCGCACGAUCCUUUUGAGCAGGUUGGGAAUGAAUGUCUGCGCAUUCAGGCACAGUCUGUCAACUACACAUGGCGCGGAUGACGAUGAUGACGAGUUGGCGUGUUUUGUUCUUCUUUUCUCCUUUCUGUUUUUCUUUGGCCACUUUUGUAAUGUCAAGAGGAAUUGACAAGGAGUAGAGGCGUUUUAGGGAUGAAUUUCUGGCAGAGUUCAAGGCACGCGGAGGAUUCUUUGUUGGCAUGAGUGAGACGAUAGCAUCCAGGAUUUUGUGAUUGAGGAAUUGCAGGGGAUUUAUACAUUAUGUUUUAAGUUGGUCGGUGUUACGACGCAACACUUGAUAGCGGUUGAAAAGAAUUAUAUUGCUUUUGGCACC
Molecule: messenger RNA, 1875 nt
Organism: Trichoderma virens Gv29-8
Lineage: Eukaryota; Fungi; Ascomycota; Sordariomycetes; Hypocreales; Hypocreaceae
Exons: 3
Coding region: 251-1369 (372 amino acids)
Biological process (GO): translational initiation
Cellular component (GO): cytosol
Molecular function (GO): protein-folding chaperone binding
Source: RefSeq, a predicted model, not a curated record